Anneissia japonica is the source of this 1898-nucleotide messenger RNA. RefSeq lists its product as uncharacterized. Bases 154 to 1092 code for a protein of 312 amino acids. Gene Ontology annotation, cellular component: plasma membrane. The transcript is spliced from 4 exons. The record is from RefSeq and is a predicted model, not a curated record. Lineage: Eukaryota; Metazoa; Echinodermata; Crinoidea; Comatulida; Comatulidae.
GAACACAAAAAGAGGCCAGUUUGUAGUGUGACUUGCGAAGAGGCAACGCCAGUGUUAAUGUUCAGUUGUUAUGAGUUCGUCAAUGUAUAGAAAACAACUACUGGACGCGUUCUGAAAUUUAAAACUAUUAUUUUUGUACCGGUACUGUUAAAGAUGACAUUCUUCAGUAAAACGUCAACGCUUCUUUUAACAUGCUUUUUAGGAUUUUUAGCCCUUCUGUUCAACUGCAUUGCUAUGUCAACAAAUUAUUGGACCUCGACAAAUUUUUCAGGAUCGGCAGAAAUAUAUUACACAAGUAAUAACUAUUCAGAUGUUUUUAAUCGGCCUUUAAUUAAAAACCGAGGCCUCUGGAAAUAUUGCGAGUUUGUUUAUAUUCCGUCAGUGCCAGCACCUACCAAUGCUACAAUGUUGUCAGAAGAUAAAAAUGCCAAUGGAAACCAGGGCGCAACAGUUGCAAGUGUGUCGUCUGGUUCGUCUCCUCCUCCUGGUAUGUCUUAUAAUGGUAAAGGUGGUGGUGGUAGUAAUGGUAAUAUUUCCUCGAACAUUCAGGCCACGUCUGGUGGUUCCACAGGGGAUAGAACUUAUUCCGUUUGUAGAAAAUACAACACAAGUGUUUACAUCCCUGAUACUUUACCAGCUCUAUGCCAAGCAUAUUAUAAUGUGUUGUCUCAGUUGGAGAAGAUGUCUGGUAUAUGCUUGUGCAUUGCAAUUGGCCUUCAGUUCUUUGGGGUAGUCAGCAGCUUCCAGGCAACAUAUACCAUGUCUGUCACGCUCUUUACCGACUGUGGUAUCAUGUUCCUAUUUGGAGCCAUAGCUGUUUUACUGUCCACUAGCCUCUUCAUAGUCACAAUAACAUACGAGUACAAUGAACAACCCCGGCAGUAUAUUGUUUUCCCGAACGAUUACAGCGUUAUGUACGAUUACUCAUUUUUCUUAGCCUGGAGUUCCUUCAUCCUCACUUCAACAGCUGGUACGUUCUAUCUCCUUAUCGCAAGAGCAUUCAAGAUGGAGACGCUUCACGAGGUCCCCGUGGACAAGAAUGUACGCCGCGACUCGACAGCGGCAAACAUGCGAAAUAAAACAAAAGCAUGAGAAGGGAGAUGAAUUUCACCAUUGCGACCUCAGUUUCAGGGCUGAAUCCAUACAAGCUGCACUCAUUUUCCAAAUAGGAAAAUACAUUUCAGGGUUUGGUUUCAUUUAAUAUUUUCAUGCAUAUAUAAUAUUUUUUAAAACUUGGUUAUGUGCAAAUUUUAAAUGAGAGAGCAAACAAGAACGAAAUGAUAAAGUGUUUAAUGUAAAAUAAUUUAGAUGAAACAAAAAUAAUGUUUCUCCAUGUUUUUCUUCCGAGUUAGAAAGUAUCAAAAGUACUCUAAGAACUUUUACCAUUAGGAAGUAUGAAAACAUAAUUAAAACAAUUUCAUAAUUUAUAUCAAUUUGCUUUGCCAUCCUCCCACAAAGUUGGACAGUACGGAACAAAGUAUAAUAACUUUUCUUGUGAUAUUUAAAUGGUAAUCAUUUAUAAUCUAAAUGAUGAAUCAGUACAUUAACAGUUGAUGAAGAAUGAAUUAGAAUCGAAAGCAAUGACUCGGUAAAACUCAUUGCUACAAAAUAAUCAAGAACUUGGCUGAUUUGGAAAAACACAUUCAUACUUAAUUACAUUCGUAGAGAGUGUUUCUUACUUUCUCAUUAAAAAAAGGGCACAGUGCUUCAUAUUAUGCGUGAAAAAUCCAGCCAAUCUUGUCUAAUUUUAGAUAUUAUUAUGAUUAUUUUACAAGAUUUGAAAUUUUCAUGGAAAGCAUUCACAGUGUACUUCAGAAUUUGAAUUAGUUUUUCCAAAUGUUUUUCACAAAAUGAGUUUGACGAAAACCAUGCAAAGAAAAUCCUAUUCCUUUUCACUG